Suillus clintonianus is the source of this 1585-nucleotide messenger RNA. RefSeq lists its product as uncharacterized. NCBI's taxonomy places the organism in Eukaryota, Fungi, Basidiomycota, Agaricomycetes, Boletales, Suillaceae. The transcript is spliced from 4 exons. The record is from RefSeq and is a predicted model, not a curated record. The coding region runs from base 40 to 1482 and encodes 480 amino acids.
ACGGUCAUCGACGGCCAUCUGCUGCCGCUGCUAUCAUUCAUGCGUCUCAAAAUCUCGACAGUUCAUCCGGUGAGCCCAUUCAAAGCAUGGUUUGCGCUCGAAGCUCUCGAUGAUGAGGUCCACACAAUCGCGCAACUUAAACACGCGUUAUGUGCACGGCUGCCCAUUAGCAUGGAAGCCGAUAACAUUACUCUCGUGAUGGACGAGUAUGACCUUCUGGACGAAAGUCCCAUAUCCAUUUUACGUGACGGAGAGGUUGUUUGCAUCAAACGCGCAACAGCUCCAUCCCGACCUGGGUUGUCGAGUAACAAGGUGUCCUUUCCUGCCACUCAAAAGCGUAAACGCCAUGCAUCUACGUCCUCUGAACCUUCCUCCAGCUCGUCCUCGAGUUCUAGCUCAUCAGACUCCUCGGACGACUCAUCCAGCUCAUCAGACUCCUCGAAUUCGGACUCGGACUCGGACUCUGAUUCAGACACGGAUGCCCCAGAACCCUCACGGAAACCCUCUGGGAAGCGUGUUGUUGCCACUACAAAAUCAAAAACUCUGCAAGAAAGCAUUUCGUUUAUCCCCCCGGGUUACGGUAAGACUUCCACCCGCAAUCGCAAUCUCCGCAGACGGCGAAAACGUUUGGCGGAGCACAAUCAUCCCCCUGACCAACCUCUAGCACCCACCUCCGGUGCCAAUGCCGUCCUACCCCUUCCUAUUCAGCGAUCGUCCUUAGCACGUACCUCCUCCGAAGCUUACGUUGCUGAUGCAGAGCCCGAGUCUGAGCCCAACGUGAUGAUGGCGUCCCUGCGAAACAAAAAUAAGAAAAAGAAUUUCCGUCAGCUCAUGGAUAAGCCCCUCCCUCCAAAGAUUGUGUUUGCGGAGCUUGAAAAUGUCCCCGCACAAGCUGAACCUCCGGAUCAACAUACACCUACUAGAACUUCUACUUCGGAAAAAGUUUCAGUCCCUCCCGUUAAGCACGCAAGGCUGAUUCCUCCUUCGGAACGGAAAGAUUUGCCGUUGAAUAUAUUCAUAACGAGUGUAGAUGUAGAAGAGGGUACACGGCCGAAGAAAAAACGGAGAGCGAAAGAGGAGCCCGUCACCACUUCCUACGACGAUGGAUCGCGCACUGCCAAUAUCACUCUCGAUUACGGUUCGGCUGAAGUACCAAUGGCAAACCCAGCCGAAGCACUUCACCUUCGUGCGGAGCAGCAGUGGGACUUACUUCCAAAAAUAUCCAAUGUGUCACAAGUGAAAGCAGACAACAUCGUUGCAUACAAAGCCCUUGCCAUCAACCCCGUGACGUGGACACCCGAGAUGUUGAUGACAGUCGCUCGCGUGAUAUGUAUUUCUUCCACGCACAUCAUUACUUCACCUUUACAGCGCCCUGCCCAAGUCUCUUUCGGUGGACUGACGGAAGUUACAGAAGUUGACGAAGAGGACCAGACACAUACCUGGGCAGAUGUUCUGUCCCAGGACUGGCGUGUCGUACGAUGAGGCCGAAGUACAGGUGAAAUAAUUAGCGCCUGUUGUCUGUAGUACGUGCUAUGUAGCGACAUGUCGUUUGUGCGAUAGACACGGUGCUUCGCACACUUGUUAG